Molecule: messenger RNA, 887 nt
Organism: Cryptomeria japonica (Japanese cedar)
Lineage: Eukaryota; Viridiplantae; Streptophyta; Pinopsida; Cupressales; Cupressaceae
Product: vacuolar iron transporter 1
Exons: 4
Coding region: 97-831 (244 amino acids)
Biological process (GO): intracellular manganese ion homeostasis
Cellular component (GO): vacuolar membrane
Molecular function (GO): iron ion transmembrane transporter activity; manganese ion transmembrane transporter activity
Source: RefSeq, a predicted model, not a curated record
AAAACAGGGGCUGUAAUCAGUGGUAAACCAGGGGCCCUAUAAGAAAGGGCCAAGGCGAAGAGCAGAGUGGAGUGGAGUGAGCGGGAGAAGUGAAUUAUGGAGGAGGACAGAGGUGCAAAUAGUAGCGGCAUGAAAGAGGCGCUGCUCCACCGGGAGAAGCAUUUUAUGGCAGGGGAGGUGGUGCGCGAUGUGAUAAUGGGGAUGUCCGAUGGCUUGACUGUGCCCUUUGCGCUCGCGGCAGGGCUUUCCGCCGCUACUGCCUCCUCUUCCAUCAUCGUCACCGCUGGACUGGCUGAAGUCGCUGCGGGCGCAAUCUCCAUGGGACUCGGCGGAUAUCUUGCAGCAAAAAGUGAAUCUGAUCAUUAUGUGCAGGAGCGAAGUCGUGAGGAAGAAGAAAUAAUGUCUGUACCAGACACUGAGGCAGCUGAGGUGGCAGACAUUCUUGCAAAAUAUGGAUUGCAGCCCAAUGAAUACUGGCCUGUUGUCAAUGCACUGCGGAAGCGCCCUGAUGCUUGGAGUGAAUUUAUGAUGAGAUUUGAACUGGGUUUGGAGAAGCCAGAUCCGAAGAGGGGACUGCAAAGUGCAUUCACUAUAGCUAUAGCUUAUGUGAUUGGAGGUUUGAUUCCAUUAAUGCCUUAUGUCUUCAUACCCACUGCUAAGAACGCACUAAUGGUAUCUGCAAUAGUUACAUUAAUAGCUUUGCUCUUCUUUGGCUACAUCAAGGGCCAUUACACCGGAAAUAAGCCUACUAGUAGUGCUAUUCAAACUGCAGUAAUCGGGGCUCUUGCCUCGGCCACCGCUUUUGGAAUUGCUCGAGCUGUAGGGCCAUGAAUCCAUAUGAGAAAAUUUUGGGAGGUUUCUGGAAUUCAAUCAGUUUUUUUUUCCUA